AUGUCGUCUUUGUCUUGUCGCACCGGUUCUGCCGCCCAUCGGGGAGGAGUGGCAGCUUUGGGAACGCCUGUGCCUCGUUGCAUCCGCUUCCUUUCACGCCGAUGGUGCUGCCAGCUGCUUGCGCCUGGCUCUGGCCACGGCGCCUUAUGGCACUGCACCUUCUGCUGCAUCACAGGGCACUCGCCGGGCCCUCAUGUCAACAGUUCUGAGUUGGACCUCUUGGCAGAGCGUGGUUCCCAAAGCCAGGGUGCUCACUGUGCAGUGGGCGAGCUUGCUGGGCGCAGGGCAGCGUUGGAGGCUCUGGUGGCCGGUGGACAAAGCAGGUUGGAGCUGCCCCUGAGCCUGGGUUCGGUCGCCACAGACGAUGGCUUCGACCGGGUGGUCGACAAGACCUUUACGGAAGAGGUCGGAAUUUUUGAGCGGAUCUCUUCCACUCUGCGCGACGUGACCUACAACCGGCCGGAGGUUUCACACCAGACAGGGGCAGAGGCCAUUGCUUUCAUCGACAACCUGUUCUCCCUGUUUGGCCCUUCAGCGAGCGCUCCUUUUCCGCUGUUGUACGAGCUGUUCACCUCCACUAUGUCACUGCAGGUGGUGCCGGGAGACGAUUUCCUCACGGUGGCCUCAAUCUUGCUCCGCCUUUGCUGCAGAGAUGGUUCCAAGAGCGCUGGCGUCUCUGUUCUUCGCACGAUUGAGCUGAACCCACAGGCUUGGGCCAUGGGAUGCCCUCCUGGCGGGUUACAGGUUGUUGAGGGUUUUUUUUGGUGUAUGUCUGUAUGUCUUGGAAAAGCAGCGCCGGAACUUAACAACUCUUAG
Molecule: messenger RNA, 816 nt
Organism: Symbiodinium sp. CCMP2592
Lineage: Eukaryota; Dinophyceae; Suessiales; Symbiodiniaceae
Source: the annotation of a GenBank genome assembly